CUCACACCAGAGCUUCAUCCAGCCGCGUCUUUCAGAGCAGCACAUGGAACAGCUGCAGUGGACUGGGAGAGCUGUCUACAACCAAGAGCAGAUAACCAGAGAAGCAUGGAAACAGAUGAGGCACAAGAUAUGACUCAAAUGUCAGGAAACCAAAGCCCUGCUCUCAGUGAUGGUUUGGAUGAUACUGAUGAACCUAUGCCUGUUCCUGAAGAUCUCUCGACUAGUGCUACAUCACAACACAAUUCCAAGAAUGAAAAAUCGAUUGGAGAACGUCCUUUCCAGUGUAAUCAGUGUGGUGCCUCCUUUACUCAGAAAGGCAACCUACUUCGCCAUAUCAAAUUACACUCUGGUGAAAAACCCUUUAAAUGUCACUUGUGCAACUAUGCAUGCAGACGGAGAGAUGCGCUCACUGGUCAUCUCAGGACACAUUCUGUAGGCAAACCUCACAAGUGUGGUUACUGUGGCCGCAGUUACAAGCAGAGGAGUUCUUUGGAAGAGCACAAAGAGCGGUGCCACAAUUAUCUGCAAAGUAUGGGUCUACAGAGUAAUAUUUACUCAGUAGUAAAAGAGGAGACCAGCCAAAAUGAAACAGCAGAAGACUUGUCAAAGAUUGGAUCUGAGAGAUCUCUUAUUCUGGACAGACUUGCAAGUAACGUCGCCAAACGUAAGAGCUGUAUGCCUCAGAAAUUUGUUGGUGAAAAACGAUUGUCGGAUCUCCCAUAUGAGGCUAAUGCUAGCUACGAUAAAGAAAGUGACAUGAUGCAAACUCAUGUCAUAGACCAAGCAAUCAAUAAUGCCAUUACUUAUCUGGGGGCAGAAUCACUCCGUCCUUUAGUGCAGACUCCACCAGUUGGUCCGGAUGGCGUUCCUGCAAUUAGCACUGUAUAUGGAAUGCAUAAACCCCAAGGAGAUAUAUUCUCCCAUCAAAAUCAGGCUGCUCAUGAGAGUGCGGUGGAGAAUCUUUUGCUGCUUUCUCAAGUUAAAUCUAUCCCUUCUGAAAGGGAAGUGUCACCAAGCAACAGCUGCCAAGACUCAACAGAUACUGAAAGCAACAACGAAGAUCGAGGAGGGCUUAUCUACUUGACCAACCAUAUGACUCCACAUCCAAGAAAUGGUCAUUCUUUAAAAGAACAUAGACCAUAUGAUAUGAUUAGAGCAGCCAGUGAAAAUUCACAAGAUGCUUUCAAAGUGAUUAGUGGCAGUGGUGAAUCAAUAAAGGUUCACAAGUGCGAGCAUUGCAGAGUCUUGUUUUUGGAUCAUGUGAUGUAUACCAUCCACAUGGGCUGCCAUGGCUUCCGUGAUCCAUUUGAGUGCAACAUGUGCGGCUACCAGAGUCAAGACAGAUAUGAGUUUUCUUCACACAUAACCCGAGGCGAACAUCGUUUUAACAUGGGUUAAACGUUAUUUGACCACACCACAAAAAUAUAUUCAUCAAAUGCCAAAUCCACUAUUAGCAUGAAUUUAAAAAGCACAAAUAAUGUACCUUGAACUGCAAAAUUGACCAUCUUUCUAGCUGCACCAUACAUCUGUAAUAAAGAAUCAGACUUUCUUACUGGCUACAAUAGCCAAAAUGACUUGUUUUGGGUUUUUUUUUCCCCCUUUCUUUAAUAAGGCAUGCUUUUUUAUUGUUGUCAAAUGGUGUUCCAUUUUGGAGCAUCAUAGUGUUUUUCGAAAUCUUGGAAAACUUUUGGAGCACCUUUGUAUUGACUUUGUAGGAAUCUGUUCAUCCUUAUUCAUAUUUAGCUUCUGUGCUCAAAAUAAACGGUCACACAUUGUUAAGUACUGUAACUAUACUGUAACUGUACUGCAACGAAAAAAAUAAUUCAUAGCAUACCUCCCAACAUUUGUAAAUGGACAGAAAGGGACACUUUAAUUUUACAGCUGUGAGUAUGUCCAUGGGCAGGGCUGUUCUGAGAAAUUGUAGGUGGCUUGCUAAUAACGAUUUAUGUUACUAAAUUGUAAUUUAGAACAAGAACAAUAUAUCUCAUUUACACUGACUGAUUCCUAAACACAUUUAUUGUACUUUAAAGACACCUUACUGUGAGUACUAUUGCUGUGGACACACCAUCAAUAUGGAGCUCCAAAAAAUAGGGAUAUUAGGAUACAAAAGAGGGACGGAGGUAUUUGGGGUCUAAUUAGGAGCACUUGGGAGGUAUGCACAGCCUCUAAUAAAAAAUAAUAAGCAUGAACUUAUGUCCAAACACCAAACAAAUGUAUUAAAUAUAUGUGCUCUAUUCUUCUUUUCAUUUUUAAA
Molecule: messenger RNA, 2254 nt
Organism: Pelobates fuscus (common spadefoot toad)
Lineage: Eukaryota; Metazoa; Chordata; Amphibia; Anura; Pelobatidae
Gene: IKZF1
Product: IKAROS family zinc finger 1
Exons: 7
Coding region: 106-1398 (430 amino acids)
Biological process (GO): regulation of transcription by RNA polymerase II
Molecular function (GO): DNA-binding transcription factor activity; RNA polymerase II cis-regulatory region sequence-specific DNA binding
Source: RefSeq, a predicted model, not a curated record